UCCCCUCACAUACAGUGCAUGUAAUGCCUCUGCUCACCCUUCUCUUUAUCUCAUAGCAGUCCCUACCAAUCACCACAACCCUCAUAUUCAAGGACCACCCACAAAGAGUGGAGACCCCUUUUGCCCUUUUGCAUUUGGAGCCCUCUGAAGAAAGAUGGAGAAGAAGGGUUCACUCAAAGAUGAGACUUCAUUGCAGCAGCUGCUGGUGUAUGUUGUUGCAGUAGCAUUGUUAGGGUUUUGCAUGGUGGACCCAUUCAACAUGGGGCCAGUGGGAGGGCAUGAGUUCAGGCCUGUGAGGCACGCCAUUGCACCUUACAAGAGGGUCAUGGAGAAUUGGCCUAGGGACAACCAGAGCAAGCUGCGGUUGGGGAAGUUGGAGUUUGUGGACCAAGUCUUCGGGCCUGAGUCGUUGGAGUUCGACCCGCUGGGACGCGGGCCUUACGCCGGCCUAGCCGACGGUCGGGUGGUCAGGUGGAUGGGGGAGGGCAUUGGGUGGGAGACAUUUGCUUUCGUAACUCCAAAUUGGUCAGAGAGAGUGUGUGCAAAAGGGGUGGACUCAACCACACCAAAGCAAUGGAAGGUGGAGAAGAAGUGUGGGAGACCGCUAGGGCUGAGGUUCAACAAGGAGAGUGGACAGCUUUACAUAGCAGAUGCCUACUUUGGGCUGCUGGUGGUUGGACCAGAAGGAGGAUGUGCAACUCCCUUGGCCACACAUGUGCAUGGUCAACCCAUCCUCUUUGCAAAUGACCUUGACCUCCACAGCAAUGGCUCUAUCUUCUUCACUGAUACUAGCACCAGAUAUGACAGGGUGAACCAUUUCUAUAUACUGCUGGAAGGAGAAGCAACUGGGAGGCUCCUCAGAUACGACCCUCCCACUAAUACAACUCAUGUCGUUUUGGAAGGCUUGGCCUUCCCCAAUGGAGUCCAAUUGUCUAGGAACCAAAACUUCCUCCUCUUCACGGAGACUACAAAUUGCAGGUUGAUGAAGUACUGGCUGGAGGGUCCAAAAACCGGGACAACUGAAGUCGUCGCGGAUCUUCCGGGCUAUCCAGACAAUGUGAGGAUUAACGAGAAGGGGCAGUUCUGGGUGGCCAUAGAUUGUUGCAGGACACCGGCACAAGAGCUGCUCAGUCGCAAUCCAUGGUUUAAGAGCAUCUACUUCAAAUUGCCGAUAAAAAUGUACAUUUUGGCGAGGCCAAUGGGGAUGCGGAUGUACACAGUCAUCUCGCGGUUCAACGAGGAUGGAGAGAUCUUGGAAGUUCUCGAGGAUAGGAAGGGCGAGGUAAUGAAGCUGGUGAGCGAAGUUAGGGAAGUCGAUGGGAAGCUUUGGAUUGGAACUGUGGCUCAUAACCACAUUGCCACUCUACCUUAUCCUUGAGAGUUUCAUUUCUUUGCUUUUUCACUCACUUUCAG
Messenger RNA from Rhodamnia argentea, 1413 nucleotides. Its product is annotated as protein STRICTOSIDINE SYNTHASE-LIKE 13. Gene Ontology annotation, molecular function: strictosidine synthase activity. The record is from RefSeq and is a predicted model, not a curated record. The transcript has 4 exons. NCBI's taxonomy places the organism in Eukaryota, Viridiplantae, Streptophyta, Magnoliopsida, Myrtales, Myrtaceae. The coding region runs from base 155 to 1378 and encodes 407 amino acids. Gene Ontology annotation, biological process: biosynthetic process.